Messenger RNA from Salvelinus sp. IW2-2015, 3525 nucleotides. Its product is annotated as serine/threonine-protein kinase OSR1-like. The record is from RefSeq and is a predicted model, not a curated record. Gene Ontology annotation, molecular function: ATP binding; protein serine/threonine kinase activity. Gene Ontology annotation, biological process: protein phosphorylation. NCBI's taxonomy places the organism in Eukaryota, Metazoa, Chordata, Actinopteri, Salmoniformes, Salmonidae. Gene Ontology annotation, cellular component: cytoplasm.
UGUCAAAGUUGUGUUGACAGUAGUAGCAGCAGGAACUGUCAGGGCGAGGUAGCUAACAUCACGAGCCGAAUGGAGUAAUUAUCUCGUUAUAUUUCAAGAAAACCAACCCACCACAUUCCUUAUAACACUGUAAACCUCCAACGAAGCCAUGGCAGAGGACUCGAGUGUUCAAACUUGGUCCAUCAACAAGGACGACUAUGUACUCAACGAGGUGAUUGGGAGUGGUGCCACGGCCGUGGUGCAGGCGGCCUACUGUGAGCCCAGGAAGGAGAGGGUGGCCAUUAAACGCAUUAACCUGGAGAAGUGUCAGACCAGCAUGGACGAGCUCCUGAAAGAGAUCCAGGCCAUGUCCCAGUGCCACCACCCCAACAUUGUGUCCUACUAUACGUCUUUCGUAGUGAAGGACGAGCUGUGGCUGGUGAUGCGACUCCUCAGUGGUGGCUCAGUACUGGACAUCAUUAAACACAUCAUAUCUCGUGGGGAACAUAAGUCUGGGGUGCUGGAUGAGUCGUCCAUAGCCACCAUCCUCAAAGAGGUUCUAGAAGGACUGGAGUACCUGCAUAAGAACGGGCAGAUCCACAGGGAUCUAAAGGCCGGAAAUAUUCUUCUCGGUGACGAUGGCUCAGUGCAAAUCGCAGACUUUGGUGUGAGUGCCUUCUUAGCGGCUGGAGGAGACAUGACCAGGACUAAGGUCAGGAAGACGUUUGUUGGGACGCCAUGUUGGAUGGCCCCGGAGGUCAUGGAGCAGGUCAGGGGUUAUGACUACAAAGCAGAUAUCUGGAGUUUUGGGAUCACAGCCAUCGAGCUGGCUACAGGAGCUGCACCGUAUCACAAAUAUCCACCCAUGAAGGUGAUUUUGCUGACCCUGCAGAAUGACCCUCCCUGCUUGGAGACGGGCAUCCAGGACAGAAUGGUGAAGAAGUACGGCAAGUCCUUCAGGAAGAUGAUCUCACUCUGUCUACAGAAGGAGCCUGAGAAAAAACCAACUGCUGCUGAGCUGCUGAAACACAAAUUCUUCACGAAAGCAAAGAAUAAUGAAUACUUGGAAGAGAAGCUGCUUCAGAAGGGUCCAUCGAUAGGAGACCGAUCCAAACGGGUGCGUCGCGUGCCUGGCUCCAGUGGCCGUCUCCAUAAGACCGAGGACGGGGAGUGGGAGUGGAGUGAUGAUGAGUUGGACAUGGAGAGUGAAGAGGGCCAGGCUGCGGUGGCAGCUCUACGGUCUCCCAGAGUGAAAGAUGGCUCCAUCGAGAUUUUCCCUCCAGAGGAUGGUUCGCCCAGUCUGCUCCGUCCAGGAGGGGCAGGACAGGACAAGGACAACCCAGGCGAGGCCACGCUGAUCCAGGGAGACGUUCCAGCCCAGGACCCCGCUGCCUCCUCCACCACCAAAGUCCCCAUCAGCCUGGUGUUGAGGUUGAGAAACUUGAAGAAAGAACUGAAUGACAUCCGUUUUGAGUUUAUGCCUGGAAGAGACUCAGCUGAUGGAGUGUCUCAGGAGUUAGUUUCAGCAGGACUGGUCGAUGGGAAAGACUUAGUGGUCGUUGCUGCCAAUUUGCAGAAGAUUGUCGAUGAUCCUCUCAACAAUAAAAAUGUCACUUUCAAACUGGCAUCUGGCAUAGACGAGUCGGAGAUCCCUGACGAUGUCAAGCUGAUGGGUUUCGCUCAGCUCAGCAUCAGUUAACUCAACGGUCUUUCAUCAAAGAACAACAGAACAGCAUAGUUCUAAUUUCCAAGACGACACUACUGCCAAGGAGAAGAGCUGCAUUUGUCAACCUGUAGGGUUCUUUACUGAACUCUGCUGUGUUAGUUAAAAUGGACGGGCUAUGAGAACGGGACCAGCGACAACAGUAAAAAAAAAAACAACAACAGUUAGAACAGGAAAUCACAUUUUGAAAGAGUUUAUAGCAGGACCGAUCCACAACGUGUAUCUGCGAGGGAGGACGACGUCGCAAUCAACGAUGUCAUCAUCGACUUAUUAAAAAAAAUAAAAAAUAAACAAACAACAAACCAUUUUCCUAGUUAGUGUUGUACAAUCCAAAAGCAUUAUAUAAUACAAUGGAACUGCUGCCAGUUCUGGAAGUGGUAACAGCAACAACAACAAAUGCCUUUUUUAUCGACCGUGCCACUGAACCAACGGAGUGUUGUGUGUGUGUGUGUGUGUGUGUAGAGGCCUCCACUAUUAGAUAUCAUACUGUAUACUGCCUCUCAAAUAGACACCUAUUACCUACAUAGUGCAUUAUUUAUGGGCCUCGGUCAAAAGUAGUGCACUAUGUAGGGAACGGGGGGAGGCAUUUGGGAUGUGGAAUGGUAUAUCAGGCAGUGUAAAGGAGUGGGUGAGGAUGGGGGGUCUUAGUAAGGAUCUAUUACAGUGCGGUUCUAUGUAGUAGAGGGAUUGAAUGGCUUGAGUUCACUUGAUAAURUGAUUGAUAUUAAACUGUAGGGGGCCCUUAGUCACACACAGUUUAAACCCCUUAUUACACCGUAACUAGCCAGUUUUAUCAUGAACCAGAAAGAACUGGCAUUUCUCUUAGUGUAUAUCAUAACAUAAGUUGACGUAAGCUUUCUUAGCUGUCUCAUACGCUUUCUUGAGUGUAUCUGUUGACAUAAGCUCUCAUAGGUGUAUCAUAAGUUGACAUUAUCUGUCAUAAGUUAACUGUUGACAUCAGCUGUUUAUAACCUCUCAUUGCUGUAUCAUUAGUUCAGGUUACCCCAGACAGACCGGACAGACGGACCUCGUUGCUCUAACGUGGAAGGGGGUCUGUUCAGGAGGGAGAAAUGUUACAGGACAUAGUGAAACGUUCAGAUGUAAAAAAUGUAUAGUGUAGAACAGAUAGGAUUGCCUGUCGUAUAGAUUUGGGAGUCGGUGUCUGCUCUAUUCAUUACAUUUCUAUGUGCAAACCUUCUGGACCGUGAAUCCAGUGUUUUAAUACGUGAAGAAGGUAAAAACAAUACCUUACUGAGACCUUGAUAAUUAUGGUCUUUGGAGUGACUAUGCAACUUUGUCUCUAAUGUCCAGUACCAGCGGUUCACUAGCCACUGGACCUCUGUUAUCUCGCUUGCUAGCUGUCAUCACUAUGUAUCUUAUAUCAAUAGAUAGCUAUCUGUCAUUAUGUCUCUUAUCUCACUAGCUAACUAUCUGUCAUCACUAUGUCUCUUUAUCUCACUAGCUAGCUAUCUGUCGUCACUAUGGCCACUGGACCUCUGUACUCUCGCUAGCUAGCCGUCAUCGUUAUGUCUCUAUAGACAUUUAUGUCUGUUCCGUCAUCGUAGAUGGACACAAUCGUUUGUGUCGUCCAAUCCAUCCACUCACCUGAAAGUCACCGACUGUUGUCACUCCCACUUUACAUUGUAUGUCGGCAGUGUUGGACAAGCUACUAUGAAAAUAUAGUUUACCAAGCUACCAAUUACUUCACGCUGGAAGAAAUUAAGUUACCCUUAAGAAAAACAUAGUUUAACAAAAAGUUACUUAGGAAAAAGUAGUUUACUACAAACUUUAUGAAAAAUAAUAUCUGAAUCUGAAAUGGCAAA